AUGCGCUUCACAUCGUGGUUAUCCGCUGCGAGUUUGGCGGCGUUGGCAUGGGCCAAGAAGGAUACCCCUUCCUCGGCUGAGCCUGAAGGAGAGGUCAAGAGCAUCGCGCUGCGGACACACACCUUAGUUCAGCCUUAUCUUGACUCUGAUAUGCAAAGUCGGUGGUAUGACUUCGGCGGCGAUACUAUAAUUCGAACCGAUUCAUACAUACGUCUUACCUCCGAUCGGCCCUCCCAAGCGGGAUGGAUCUUCUCUCGAGUCCCUCUCACGGCCACGAAUUGGGAGGUCGAGGUCGAAUUCAAGAUCUCGGGCAAGAACCAGCUUUUCGGCGAUGGUUUCGCCAUGUGGAUCACCAAGGAGAGAGCCACUCCCGGUCCCGUCUUUGGACAUGCCGACAACUUCAACGGACUCGGCAUCUUCUUCGAUACCUAUAAGAACAAUAGGCCCGGCGUCGUCUUCCCUUACAUCAUGGCCAUGUUUGGCGAUGGAAACACGCGCUAUGACAAGGAGAGCGACGGCAAGAAUGCAGAGCUCGCUGGCUGCUCGGCGCGUGGCAUCCGCAAUGCCCAAGUGCCCACAAAGCUCAAGUUGACCUACUUCCAAGACAAGAGCCUCAAGUUGGAGCUCCAGUACAAGGCUGAGGACGAGUGGACUCGCUGCUUCGAGACCAACGAGCCCCCGGCGAUGCCUCAGAUCUCGUAUCUCGGAUUCAGUGCCGAAACAGGCGAGCUUAGCGAUAACCACGACAUCAUCUCGAUCCGUGCCCGAAACCUCUACGUGGCUCCCAAGUCGGCCAAGGCCGCUACCGGCAAGGAAGAAGCCCCAAAAGUCUUCCAACUACAAGAAGCCCAACCAGGGCGGUUCCUGGUUCGGGUUCUUGCUUAA
Molecule: messenger RNA, 885 nt
Organism: Parascedosporium putredinis
Lineage: Eukaryota; Fungi; Ascomycota; Sordariomycetes; Microascales; Microascaceae
Source: the annotation of a GenBank genome assembly